Molecule: messenger RNA, 4593 nt
Organism: Lasiodiplodia theobromae
Lineage: Eukaryota; Fungi; Ascomycota; Dothideomycetes; Botryosphaeriales; Botryosphaeriaceae
Product: Sulfite reductase hemoprotein beta-component
Exons: 4
Coding region: 1-4593 (1530 amino acids)
Biological process (GO): amino acid biosynthetic process; sulfate assimilation
Cellular component (GO): sulfite reductase complex (NADPH)
Molecular function (GO): NADP binding; sulfite reductase (ferredoxin) activity; sulfite reductase (NADPH) activity
Source: RefSeq, a predicted model, not a curated record
AUGGGCUCCGUCACCACUGCAGGAGAGGCUGUGGCGCGGAUUGCGUACCUGGCCAGCGACCUUGUUGUCUCGGUCCAGCAGACGCUGAAGGAUGACUCGGAAUUCUCCAAGCACCUCAACUCCUACAGCGCCGCCAAGGCGCCUGGUGUUGUGAGCAAGGAUCUGCCAGAGAUCCUGUCCGUCAGGCAAAAUGCCGACCCGCUCCUUUCCGUCUUCCAGCCAAUUCGCGCCGGCAAGCUGGUUUCCGUCACGACCACCUCGUCCAUUCUCGUCCAAUCGAUACCCCACCUCUACAAGCUGGCCCAGUAUCCCGUCGUCCUCCAUGUCUCGCUGCAGCCGACCGGAUAUCCCGACUACUCGGACAUCACCUCCAUCAGACAAUCUGGCUUCACCUUCCUUCAGUCCGAGUCGCUGCAGGAGGCCCAGGACAUUGCACUGACGGCGCAUGCGCUAGCCAUCAAGUCGGGCAAGGGUGUGAUCCACUUUUUCGAUUCGGCUGUCGUGUCCAACGCGAAGCCCAUUGCUCAGGAGAGCCGGGACCUCGUGAAACAGGUCCUGGACGUGGAUACUGCUCGCGUUUUCCAGAGCUCUCCCUCGGCUGAGACUUCGCUGUAUGCGGAUGAUGGCCGUGUUGCCACUGUGACGGUGGCCGGCAGCCAAGUCUCGCAGCCGAACGGCGCCCUCGGCGAAAGCCUACAAUUGCCCGAGCCGCAGCCUUCGGGCCGCUCCAGCACCCGCGAGUCCUCGGCUAGCGGCUCGUCCAGGCGCGAGAGCAGCGCCAGCAGCGACAAGAACAGCACGGUUUCUUCGGCAACCACUGUUGAGUCCGUCUCUGCUAAGCCUAUUUCUUCAGAAGAGAUCUACAAGUUCGUCUCUCAGAUCUGGUCUACUAUCAAGGAUGCUACUGGUCGCGAGUAUGAGGCUUUCUCGUAUACCGGCCCGGCCAACGCUGAGGCAGCGGCGUUCAUUUUCGGUUCCGACACUGCCAUGUUCGCUGAGGAGCUGGAUGAGGCGGGUGCCGACUACUCCAACCCCGGUCUGAUUUCCGUCAGAUUGUACAGGCCGUGGCUGGGCGCCCAGCUCGCCGCCGUCAUUCCCAAGUCGAUCAAGAAGAUCGCAGUUCUGGAGCAGGUGCGGAGGAAGACCACCAAGUGGGGCCCGCUUCUUCUGGAUCUCCUUACCUCUCUGAGGACUUCGGGUGGUGCUUCGCCCUUGAUUGUCGGUCACCAGCUCGGCUACAUCGAGGAGUCUACUGUUCGCCAGGCUCUCCGCGGCGUCUUCCAGAACCUCUACUCGGAUUCGCCCAUCCAAAACCUCCAGAUUGGCAAGAUGGAGGGUCCCGAGCCCUCUGCUACUGAGCAGAAGCCCGCCCAGCCCGAGCUGGAGAACGCGUACAUGAAGAUCCUGAACCAGAUCUUCAAGGAGCGUCUUUACAUCGCUAACCAACUCGGAUCGGAGCAUGCGGGCAUCUCUGCGCAGGUUGCUUCCACUCCUGAAUAUGGCUUUGGUUCUCUUGUUGCAAGACUGGAGCACCGCAAGCGUUUCAUUUCCGAAGCUGCCGAGGCUGCAAAGUCCGGUUCGCUCAAGUCCGAGGAUGCGAAGAAGGCCAUUUCUCAGUGGGCGCUGGCUGCUGAGGACGCCGCUAAGGUUGAGGCUGCGGCUGAGGAGGCCAUCUCGAAGCUGACUUCGGAUGCCUCUGAGAGUGCUAACAAGCUUCUGGCUUCCAAGGGCCUUUUCCGUAAGGAGUCUCAGUGGUUGAUUGGUUCCGAUGCCUGGGCCUACGACCUCGGCAACUCCGGUGUUCACCACGUCCUGGCCUCCGGCGAGAACGUUAACAUGCUUAUCAUUGACUCUACCCCCUACUCUGAGCGUGCCGCUGCGGACGCCGCCAGGAGGAAGAAGGACAUUGGUCUCUACGCCAUGAACUUCGGUAACGCCUAUGUUGCGUCCACCGCCGUCUACAGCUCCUACACUCAGGUUCUCCAGGCCAUGAUUGAGGCAGACAAGUUCGACGGUCCCUCCGUUGUGCUUGCCUACUUGCCUUAUUACAAGGAGGAUGAAUCGCCUUUGACUGUCCUCCAGGAGACCAAGAAGGCCGUCGAUAUCGGCUACUGGCCCCUGUACCGCUGGGACCCGUACGGCGAGGAGAAGGGCGAGGAGAACUUCAAGCUUGAUUCCGAGAGGAUCAAGAGGGAAUUGCAGGAAUUCCUGCGCCGUGACAACUACAUGUCGCAGGUGAUGAGGAGGAACCCUCAAUUUGCUGCCAAUCUCUCCCAGUCGUACGGCUCUGAGGUUCGCGAGCUGCAAAAGAGGAAGGCGAAGGAUGCGUACAGCAAGCUUCUCGAAGGUCUUCAGGGCGCGCCCGUUACCAUCCUCUUUGCUUCGGACAACGGCAACGCUGAGAACGUGGCCAAGCGUCUGGGCAACCGCGGCAAGGCCAGAGGCUUGAAGACCAUGGUCAUGGCGAUGGAUGACUACCCGCUCGAGGACAUCAACGCUGAGGAGAACAUUGUCCUGAUCUCUAGUACUGCUGGUCAGGGCGAGUUCCCUCAAAACGGCAGGAACUUCUGGGAGGCAAUCAAGAACUCUACUGAUAUCGAUCUCGCGACCGUCAACUUCGCCGUCUUUGGUCUCGGUGACAGCCACUACUGGCCCCGUAAGGAGGACAAGAUCUACUACAACAAGCCCGCCAAGGAUCUUCACGCCAGACUGCUCACUCUUGGCGGAAAGGUUCUGGUUGACUGUGGCCUUGGUGAUGACCAAGAUCCUGAUGGAUUCAACACCGGAUACAACGACUGGGAGCCCAAGCUGUGGCAGGUUCUUGGCGUCGACAAGGUCGAGGGUCUGCCUGACGAGCCCCCGCCAUUGACCAACGAAGACAUCAAGAUCCAGUCCAACUACCUCCGCGGUACCAUCGUCGAGGGCCUGAAGGACACCAGCACUCUCGCCAUCUCCGCCGCCGAUCAGCAGCUCACCAAGUUCCACGGCACGUACAUGCAGGAUGACCGUGACAUUCGUGAUCAGCGCAAGGCACAGGGUCUUGAGCCUGCUUACUCGUUCAUGAUUCGUUGCCGUCUGCCUGGUGGUGUUGCGACUCCCAAGCAGUGGAUUCAGAUGGACGAGAUUGCCAGCACUCUGGGCAACGAGACCAUGAAGCUGACUACCCGUCAGACCUUCCAGUUCCACGGUGUUGUCAAGAGCAAGCUCAAGCCCGCCAUGCAGGCUAUCAACAGAUCUCUCAUGACGACCAUUGCCGCUUGCGGUGACGUCAACCGUAAUGUCAUGUGCAGCAGUCUGCCAGAGCACAGCGCAUUCCACCGCGAUGUGUACGAGGUCUCGAAGAGGGUCAGCGACCACCUGCUGCCUUCCACGACCGCUUACCAUGAGAUCUGGCUGAAGGAGGACGACGAGAAGACCCAGGUCGCUGGUGACGCCAUUGUUGACCACGAGCCGCUCUACGGACCUACCUAUCUCCCCAGGAAGUUCAAGAUCACGAUUGCCAUUCCUCCUCACAAUGACACUGAUGUCUACGCUCAUGACAUCGGUCUCAUUGCCAUCAAGGGUGCUGAUGGCCGCCUCGAGGGUUUCAACCUUACUGCUGGCGGUGGUAUGGGUGCUACUCACAACAACAAGAAGACCUACCCUCAGACUGGCCGGAUGUUCGGCUUUGUGUCUGUUGAGGACACUCACAUUGCUUGCGAGAAGAUCAUGCUUGUCCAGCGCGACCACGGUGACCGCAAGAACCGCAAGCACGCUCGUCUAAAGUACACGAUCGAUGACAUGGGUGUCGAUGUCUUCAAGGCCAAGGUUGAGGAAUACUGGGGCAACGGCAAGAAGUUCCAGGAGCCUCGUCCUUUCGAGUUCAAGAGCAACGUCGACACUUUCGGCUGGAUAAAGGACGAGAACGGCCUCAACCACUUCACCCUCUUCAUUGAGAACGGUCGUAUUGAGGACACUGCUGACUUCCCCAUGAAGACUGGUCUCGUAGAGGUCGCCAAGGCGCACAAGGGAGAGUUCCGCCUGACUGGUAACCAGCAUCUCAUCCUCUCUGGCGUGCACGACGACGACCUCGACGAGAUGAAGGCUCUGCUGAAGAAGUGGAAGCUGGACAACAUCCAGUUCUCUGGUCUUCGCCUGUCUUCCUCGGCCUGCGUUGCCUUCCCCACUUGCGGUCUCGCCAUGGCUGAGUCCGAGCGUUAUCUCCCCGUGCUUGUUGGCAAGGUUGAGAAGAUCCUCGAGGAGAACGGUCUUCGCCAAGAGAGCGUUGUCAUGCGUAUGACUGGUUGUCCCAACGGUUGCGCCCGCCCUUGGCUUGCCGAAAUUGCCUUCGUCGGCAAGGCUUAUGGCGCGUACAACAUGUACCUGGGUGGUGGCUACCACGGCCAGCGUUUGAACAAGCUCUACCGCUCCUCGAUCAAGGAGGAUGAGAUCCUUGAGAUCCUCCGCCCCAUGAUCAAGCGCUACGCCACCGAGAAGAACGAGGGUGAGCACUUUGGUGACUGGGUCAUCCGUGCUGGCAUUAUCGCUGCUACCACCGAUGGCCGCAACUUCCAUGACAACACCGGUGAAGAGGAAGAAGAGGAUGAGGCAUAG